AUAGUAUUAUAAACAAUGGGAUUGCAUACUUGUAUUUAUUAGUAUAUUGUUAGUCAUCAAAAUAAAUCUAUCGGGAAUUAUAAAAACGAUAUAGUUCUUCAAAAUGCAUUAUUCGUUAUUACUGCUUAUUAUGUUAAAUGCAAUUAGGAGAAGUAGUCAGACUGAUGGUAAUAAUACAUCUGUAAACUGUACAGAGUAUAAAAACAAUUUUGCGGCUUACAUAUCGAAUUUCACUGAAUGUGCUAUAGUACAUGCCCGACCAAUUACCUUUUGUGAAUCAUGUGUUGAUAAAUACAUAAAUGUCCUACAAAGUUAUCACAAUUUAUCAACAUUUUCAGAUGAAGCAGGAAUAUGUAUAAAUGAUUAUAUUAAUUUAGAUAGACUACAAAUUAUAGACACUUUAUAUCACAACAGUUUUGAUCUUUGGAAUAGAGCAAAGUGUUAUGAAUGUUUUGUGAUGAUCAAUGACACAAUAACAAACAUGCCUUCAGAGGAAACAACAAAAUUCAAUAUUUUAUUAAAUGAUACAUCAAAUUGCAUGCAAGCAACAUAUCAAGAUGAAAACAUAAUGUGUUUUACUUGCAUGGAUGUUUACUUAGCUCUGAACGAAUAUUAUAUAAGUAUCAGCAAUAUAAACGAAAAAAUCGGCAUGUGCAUGGACAUUGUUGAUUUGAUGAAUAAUACUCGUUCUCAAUGGAGCCGGCGAUGCUGCGAGUAUCGUAAACGAAAAGAAUAUGUUUUUCUUAUCUCGACAGGCUUUGCCACCUUCCUUACAUUACUUUUUUAUAUUUUAGCCAAGUUCUGUACAGAUAUGCGCACACCAGAAAUUUUCCAACAAAGUCGAUUUGCAGAAUCCUUGAAUCAAAACAAUGCGACGUAGGUGAAGACUAUUUUUUAAUGGAGUUAGUUUAUUGAAGUUGUAAGCUUGGAGUCUAAUUAUAUUUUAUCAUUGUUUACAU
Nicrophorus vespilloides is the source of this 959-nucleotide messenger RNA. Its product is annotated as osteopetrosis-associated transmembrane protein 1. The transcript is spliced from 6 exons. Gene Ontology annotation, cellular component: cytosol. Lineage: Eukaryota; Metazoa; Arthropoda; Insecta; Coleoptera; Silphidae. The record is from RefSeq and is a predicted model, not a curated record. The coding region runs from base 104 to 880 and encodes 258 amino acids.